Messenger RNA from Thlaspi arvense, 369 nucleotides. Lineage: Eukaryota; Viridiplantae; Streptophyta; Magnoliopsida; Brassicales; Brassicaceae. The record is from the annotation of a GenBank genome assembly.
AUGUUCUUGGGUGUUUUGCUUUAUGGUCCUCCUGGUGGAACUGGGAAGAUGAUGCUCGCCAUGGGUAUUGCCAGAGAAUCAGAAGUUGUUUUCAUCAGUGUCAAGGUUUCAAAUCUGAUGAGCAAGUGGUUUGGUGAUGCCCAGAAGCUUGAGAACACAAGGGUGGUGGUUUUUGCUGCAACUAACAGACCUGCAGAGCUCGACGAAGCGAUAUUCAGGCGUUUUCCUCAGGCAGGGAUGCCUGAUUUCAAGGAGAGAGCUCAGAUAUUGAUAGCGGUUUUGAAAGGAGAGAGGGUGCCUCGGCCAUUGACACAAGUGGAUUUGGAGAAGGCUCUUGCUAUUUCCAGGUUGCUGCAGGCGAAUACUCUG